AUGGGCUUUAUGUACUCCUCAGAUCAUCUCCGGGAAGUCUUACAGGGUCUUCAGGGGGCCGGCCUCACUGUCAACCCCAAUAAGUGUGCUGUAGCUAAACAAGAGACUGAAUACCUGGGUUAUGUCAUUGGCCAGGGUGUGGUGCGACCACAGGUGAAGAAACUUCAAGUGUUGGAAAAGUGUGUGGUGCCUCAGACAUGCAAGGACCUUUGCUCUUUUUUGGGUAUGGCUGGCUUUUACCAUCGCUUUGUCCGUAACUUUUCCAGCAGGGCUGCUCCACUAACAGACAUGGUGGGGGCACGUUGCCCAAACCGAUUGCAGUGGACCGAGGAGAGAUUGAAAGCCUUCAGGGAUAUCCAGGGAGCAUUGACAACUGACACUGUGCUACACAAUCCUGACUUUAAUCGACCCUUCGUUGUACAGACUGAUGCCUCUGAGCGGGGAGUGGGAGCCGUCCUAUUGCAGGGACCACCAGAGAGCCGACAGCCAGUGGCUUAUAUCAGUCGUAAACUUUCCAAGAGAGAUUGCCCCAUCAUCAGCGAAAAGUGA
Molecule: messenger RNA, 549 nt
Organism: Cyprinus carpio (common carp)
Lineage: Eukaryota; Metazoa; Chordata; Actinopteri; Cypriniformes; Cyprinidae
Exons: 3
Coding region: 1-549 (182 amino acids)
Source: RefSeq, a predicted model, not a curated record